AUGACGCCGGAGAACAAGAUUGAACACGAUACAGAGAAACGUAAAGAGCAGAUGCGUCAGCUUGUUCAAAAUGGCUUGCAGAAAAUAAAGAAGGAGGCCAACAUGAAACAAGGCAUAGAAAGUGGCAUUCAGGUCGCUAUGGUUUUCAAGGAAGUCGUAGACAAGGCGGUUCAAGCGUCUAGUGAGGCGGCUCUCGCCUGGGUCGGGAUCCUAACGAACCCACUCACCGAGGCGAAUUCUAACCAGCAAGGAAUCGAAUAUGUCGUGCGGAGGAUGAACUGGUACUGGGAGCUGUCGAGACUACUGCUAGACACGAACAUCAAGCCGGACCAGCAAGGCUUGCGGGGCGUGCUUGAGGAGAAAGUCACUCAGCUCUAUGCACAGCUGUUAUUGUUCCAGAUGAAGAGCGUAUGCUACUACUACCGCAGACGCUUUCGGGUGUUCGUACGGGAUCUAGUCAAGCUCGACAACUGGGACGGCAAGCUGGACAACAUAAAAGAUGCAGAAGCAGCCGUGCGACAAGACUCCUCUCAGUACAACACGCAAGUAAUCCUAGAUCAUCUUAGUGAUAUUCUUAAGAUUGGGGAGUCGCAGAUCUCAGCUAUUCAACAACAGACCAAGCAACAGGAGGCAAUGCACGAGACCGAUGAGGAUAAAAAGUGUCGAAAAGACCUGCGCGUCACUGACCCUCGAGAUGACAAGAAACGCAUCGAAGGUCUCAAAGGUGGCCUGCUCAAGGACUCGUACAAAUGGAUCCUUGAAAACUCCCAGUUCAAAAAAUGGCGCAAUGAGGAUGACCCGCAGAGUCGGCUGCUGUGGGUCAAGGCCGAUCCUGGUAAGGGUAAAACAAUGCUGCUAUGUGGGAUCAUCGACGAGCUGCAGGAGCCGAAUAUACCUAAUCUUUUGGCAUACUUCUUCUGCCAGGCUACAGACUCACGUAUCAACAGCGCCACGGCUGUUCUGCGAGGUUUGUUGUACUUGCUGGUCGAGCAGCAACGAUCACUGAUCUCGCAUGUUCGGAAGAAGUACGACCGUGCUGGCCAAGCACUAUUCAAUGAUACCAACGCAUGGGUUGCCUUGUCGGAGAUUUUUACAAACAUUCUGAACGACGCAAAUCUUGAAAAAACGUGCUUGAUCAUCGACGCGCUCGAUGAGUGCACCACAGGCUUAGACGAAUUACUAGACUUCAUUGCUCAGAAGUCGUUAGUGUCUCCACACGUCAAGUGGAUCGUCUCGAGCCGCAAUUGGUCGACUAUUGAGGAACGGCUAGAUCAGGCCGAUCAUAAGGUGAGGUUAAGCCUUGAGCUCAACGAAGAGUCGGUCUCGAAGGCCGUCAGCACCUUCAUCGAACACAAAGUGUCUAGGCUAGAGCAGCAGAAGAAGUACAACGAAACAAUUCGAGAUGCCGUGCUGAAGCAUCUAACGUCGAAUGCGAACAAUACCUUCCUCUGGGUAGCAUUAGUAUGCCAGCGCCUUGAAAAGGUCGACUUUCAAGUCAAGGAGGAAUUGAAGGCAUUUCCACCUGGGCUUGACUCUCUAUACGAGCGGAUGAUGCUGCAGAUACAUGAAUCCCAGGCUCCCGAUGUCUGCAAGCGGAUACUCGCUUCAGUCGCGAUCGUAUACCGACCAAUCACGACAAAAGAGUUGGCUACUCUCGUAGAGAAGCUCGAGGACAUGGCCGAUGAUCACGAGUCAAUGGAAAGGAUCAUCAGCCUCUGUGGUUCAUUCCUUACCGUGAAAGAGGGUGUUGUCUAUUUUGUGCAUCAGUCAGCAAAAGAUUUUCUAUUCUCAAACGCAUCCGAUGAGGUAUUCCCGUCCGGGGAGAAAGACGUCCAUUACUCGAUUUUUUCCAGGUCCCUCAAUACCAUGUCCAAAGCAUUACGCCGAGACAUGUACGAUCUGAAAGAGUUAGGGUAUCCUGCGGAGCAGAUCAGACAGCCCAAUCCAGACCCGUUAGCAGCGUCGCGCUACGCGUGUUUUUACUAG
Messenger RNA from Aplosporella prunicola CBS 121167, 1986 nucleotides. RefSeq lists its product as uncharacterized. The coding region runs from base 1 to 1986 and encodes 661 amino acids. Lineage: Eukaryota; Fungi; Ascomycota; Dothideomycetes; Botryosphaeriales; Aplosporellaceae. The transcript is spliced from 2 exons. The record is from RefSeq and is a predicted model, not a curated record.